Hyaloscypha bicolor E is the source of this 1368-nucleotide messenger RNA. RefSeq names its product NADH oxidase. The transcript is spliced from 3 exons. The record is from RefSeq and is a predicted model, not a curated record. Lineage: Eukaryota; Fungi; Ascomycota; Leotiomycetes; Helotiales; Hyaloscyphaceae. The coding region runs from base 1 to 1368 and encodes 455 amino acids. Gene Ontology annotation, molecular function: oxidoreductase activity; FMN binding.
AUGCCAGUUACUCGCUAUGGAAUCUGUGACGCAGACCCCAGCCAUCUUUGGCAACCUCUUGACUUUGCAUUUUCUAAGAGAACAGCCAAGAACCGGAUCCUGAAAGCAGCAAUGGAAGAGCGACUCUCAACGUGGGAUGAUAAAAUCCUAGAAAACCGAGGCGUUCCAACAAAGGAACUCAUCACUUUAUAUCAACGUUGGGGAGAGCACAAAAACAACUGGGGCAUCAUAGUAACAGGCAAUAUAACCAUCUCCUACACGCACAUCGCUGCCUCCGGAGACGCCAUCAUUACUCCAUCAUCGCCACUCCACGGAACGCGUUUUGAAGGAUUCAAAUCCCUCGCUACAGCUGCAAAAGUGAACGGAAGUCUAAUAAUCGGACAAGUGAACCAUCCCGGUCGACAGGUGAGAGAGAAAUAUAGUGGGGAAGCGAUUUCUUCCUCCGCUGUACCAUUAGGCCCUCUAUUCGAGAACUGGACAUUCGGCACUCCUCACGCUGCAACACAAGAAGAAAUAACAAACAUCUUGGAAGGUUUCGCCCACGCAGCAGACUAUCUGGAGAAAGCUGGGUUCGACGGUAUCAAUCUACACGCUGCACACGGCUACCUGCUCGCACAAUUCCUCUCUCCAAGAACCAAUAAACGAACUGAUGCUUACGGUGGCUCAUUGGUAAACCGCAUGCGUUUGAUCAUGGAAAUCUGCCAAGGGAUUCGCCGCCGCGUGCAACCGGACUUCAUACUGAGCAUCAAGUUAAACUCUACAGAUUUUCAAGAAGAUGGCUUCAAGCUGGCCGAAGCGCGGGAGCUCGUACGAGUUCUACAAGAUGAUAUAGGGUUAGAUUUCGUGGAGUUAAGUGGAGGAACGUAUGAGCAUCUUGGUUUGCAAUGGACAAAAGAUAGCACGCGGGAAAGGGAGGCAUUUUUCCUUGAGUUCGCGGAGAUGAUCGUUCCUGUACUUGGGAAGGAAGAGGAGAGGAAGACGAAGGUACUUAUUACGGGGGGGCUGAGGAGUGUGGGUGCGAUGGUUAAGGCGUUGAGAGUUGUGGAUGGUGUUGGGUUGGGGAGACCGGCGACUCAGGAACCUGAUCUUGCAAGGGAUAUUCUCCAAUGGAAGGUAAGCGGGGCUGUGAAGCCGAAAGAGCCAUUUGAUAAUAGAAGUGGGCUAGGGAUGUUGGCAGCGGGGAUGCAGAUUAGGAUGCUAGCGGAGGGGAGGGAGCCAUUUGAUUUGAGUGAUAGAGAGGAUGUUGAAGUGCUUUGGGAGGUUAUAAAUGGUUUGAAAGAGGGAAGCGAAAAGGAAGAAGAGAAAGAGGUGGUGGGAUUCCCGGAAUGGAAGAGAAGGCCCAAGGCUUUGGAGACUGUGGAGUCUUAA